This is a messenger RNA of Ceutorhynchus assimilis (cabbage seed weevil), 1201 nucleotides long. Lineage: Eukaryota; Metazoa; Arthropoda; Insecta; Coleoptera; Curculionidae. The record is from the annotation of a GenBank genome assembly.
CAAAGCUUGCCGAAAUCGCCUAUUAUCUCACACCAGCUGAUUUUUGACAGAAAAAAUGAUUUAAAAAAAUUUGAAAUUAACAAACAGAAACAAAUUAUUAAUUAAUUAGAAAACAAUGAGCAUUACAAUGUUCAUGUUUCGUCAGUUGAAACAUUCUGCCUUUAAUCCAGCUCUAUUAUACACAGGUCAGUUUUUCCUGCUCCAUUCAAAUAAUAUUCACUCUAACCUAAAAGUGAAAACUACAGAAUUUCAUAUUCGAAACUCCUCCUCGAACUCUUCGGACGAAACUCUCAGUCCUCGAAUGCAAGAGUUCAAAAAGAAACUGAGAGAGAAAACUCCAAUAGGAAAACUGGACCAAUCUUCAGCCAAGCAUCCCUGUGAAGAACAAGAGCCUUUGGAUCCUUGGCCGAACAACACCAACCCACACACUGGAGAAAUUGGUGGGCCAAAAGGACCCGAACCGACAAGAUAUGGCGAUUGGGAGCGUAAAGGACGAGUGACUGAUUUUUAGAUUCAUGUGUUUAUAUUACCUAAUUAGGUACCUAGUCUUUCAAAAAUAAAAGUUAUAUUUUCUUUAAGAGGCCAACAACAAGCCGUUAAAAAUUGAGAAAAAGGGUUGAUUUCCCGAAACGAGAACUCACUUAUUUUGUAAUAUUUUUUGACCGGAUUAGAAAAUAAUAAAAGAUAAAAAUCUAAAGAAUAAUGCUGUUGUUUUAGUUUUUCGAAAAAAAAAAUUGCAAAUUGAAAAUAUCACGACCUAAAUACUCGAAAAAAAGCAUCAUUUCUAUCGCUCGGUACAUCCAAACCCAUCGCUUUUUUAAAAAAAUGAAACAAGAGCAUUGUUCUAAAUUUUAUUAUCUUUUCGAAUCUUCUUGAUUCACUAAAAAAUAUUAAGUAGUUUUUGAGAUCUCGUCUCAAAUUGUAAGCCCUGCAACGCGGAAAUUCAAAAAUUUUGGCUGCAGCGAGGUGCUGCCUCUGGCGGAUUUAAUUUCGCACCGGGGUAAGUAAAAAUUACACAACGCGAGAGGACUGCAAGGCCAGUUAUUAGUUUGUGUAAAUAAUUAUGGUGAAUAUAUUUCAUAAUGAACUCAUAACGAACAAAGAUAACUUUACUAGAAUUCAAUAAACGAAAGAGGAUAUCAUAUAGCAUAGUUAAAUACAGUUAGUACGUGAAGGUUAGGAAUAAAAUCCAUCAAAAAUA